AUGGUUGUGUUGGUUGUAGCACAAGUACUCCCGACGCAGCCGGAUGGAUGUCCCAGCUUUCUCGACAAGAUGUUCGCUCGAGAUGCCAUGGAGAGCAGGCGAAUGAAGCUGGCGAAACAUCAGUACCACCUCGACUUGCUACUGCAGAUUCACCAGCGUUCAGGUGCUGCGACAUCUAUGGAACAAGAACCAGAGUGUUGUGACUUUACACGACCAUUCGCGACGUCGCAAGAUGACAGCAGCACCUAUGAACAUCUUAACCCACUACGAAGAAGCGCCACCUCACAGUCACGAGGGUUGACACUCCCCUUCAAAGUAGCGCCGGGUUAG
Mesocestoides corti is the source of this 330-nucleotide messenger RNA. Lineage: Eukaryota; Metazoa; Platyhelminthes; Cestoda; Cyclophyllidea; Mesocestoididae. The record is from the annotation of a GenBank genome assembly.